AUGCGCCGUCUCUCGCAGCUCGAGGACUUGGACCCGAGCGCCGUCGCGAAGGGCCUCAGCGAGUCCGAGGCGGCCGUCGUGUCGGCCAAGGAUGACUUGGAACGGGCCGAGGCCCAGAUCGGCGUCGAAGUUUACAUGGCUAUGCAGGGUGCUCUGUCGCUCAAGUAGGAGUUGUCGCGAUUUGUAGUUUUGCUAUGCAGAUGCGCGUAAACGAAAACGGGAAAGAAGGAUG
Chondrus crispus (carragheen) is the source of this 232-nucleotide messenger RNA. RefSeq lists its product as hypothetical. Lineage: Eukaryota; Rhodophyta; Florideophyceae; Gigartinales; Gigartinaceae. Bases 1 to 168 code for a protein of 55 amino acids. The transcript is spliced from 2 exons. The record is from RefSeq and is a predicted model, not a curated record.